GCGUAAGGAGAAAGUAGAACAGACGCAGAAAAAUUCCAUUGUUCAAGAAAUAUCCCACAAUCAAAUAUAUUAGCUCCAACUGUUCAUCUUCUUCGUAAUUAAAUUCAGUCAAAAGCAUCAAGCUUCUACAUGUCUUCGACAGAUUUUGGUGAAGUUUCUCGGCCUGCGGGUGAAAAUUAUGCCAAUCCAAAGACGUGUUUCUUUCAUGUUCUAUUCAAGGCUGCAGCUCUAGCAUUUUAUAUACUCUCUGCACUCUUUGUCGAUAGCUUUGUCAUAAUCUUUGUGGUGACUGUUCUUCUUGCUGCUCUUGAUUUUUGGGUAGUUAAGAAUGUAAGUGGGCGUAUCUUGGUUGGUUUGAGGUGGUGGAAUGAAAUUAAUGAUCUUGGUGAGAGUGUGUGGAGAUUUGAAUGUCUUGACCAAGAGUUAUUGGCACGUAUGAACAAAAAAGACACAUGGCUAUUUUGGUGGACUCUUUACCUAACAGCGGUCGCUUGGAUUGUGCUUGGAAUAUUUUCUUUGAUAAGGUUCCAAGCUGAUUAUCUCCUUGUUAUUGCGGUCUGUUUGACCCUCAGCAUUGCAAAUAUUGUUGGCUUCACCAAAUGUCGCAAAGAUGCAAAGAAGCAGAUUCAAGCAUUUGCCUCCCAGACCAUUGCUUCGCGAUUUACAUCAACCAUACAGUCAGCGUUUAGUGUUGUGUGAGUUAUUCAGUACAGAAGAUGAGAAUGGAAUGGAAGAAAGCACUUCAGUAAUAUAGAUGUUGCGAAAUGGAGGCCUGCAGAAGUCAGCUAUCAUAGGGAUUGCCUAUUUUCAUUUUUGAGUUAAGAUGUUUUGUAUCGACACCAUUAAUGAUCUGUACAUUGAACUAGGAGAAACGUUCAACAAAACACUCAAACUCUGCAUCCCUUUUACACAUUUGAAUGGUCUAUUCCGUGUAAGAACUUACAUGAUAUGUUCUUUCGAUUGGAUAAGCAGUUUCUUCUCUUUGCUCCCUCUUCUCCUCUCUGAACUUUUUCUGUGUUUUUUUGGCCAAAUCCUCUAUAAACUAAAAUUGCAUGU
Messenger RNA from Rubroshorea leprosula, 1056 nucleotides. The record is from the annotation of a GenBank genome assembly. Lineage: Eukaryota; Viridiplantae; Streptophyta; Magnoliopsida; Malvales; Dipterocarpaceae.